This is a messenger RNA of Setaria italica (foxtail millet), 2634 nucleotides long. RefSeq names its product L-gulonolactone oxidase 2. Lineage: Eukaryota; Viridiplantae; Streptophyta; Magnoliopsida; Poales; Poaceae. Gene Ontology annotation, cellular component: membrane. Gene Ontology annotation, molecular function: D-arabinono-1,4-lactone oxidase activity; FAD binding. The coding region runs from base 404 to 2464 and encodes 686 amino acids. The record is from RefSeq and is a predicted model, not a curated record. The transcript has 2 exons.
UUGAAGUUACAUUUUUAUGCGUCCUCUUACUCAAUUACCUAGCUAGUAACUACUCACUAGCAUAUAGCCUUCUCUGCUACCGUGUCCACAUCAUCAGCGUCGUUGAUUUGAGUUGACCACAAAGGCGCCUGCUGCCGCACCCACAGGCCACAGCGACAUCUUGGAGCGCUCGCGCCAUGCAUGCCAUGGUGAAGGCUCCCCCGAAGACGCGACUUCAGGCCGGCCGGCCGGGGCCGUCGUCGUUACUCGUUACACACCUGUGCAAGCUAAGGCCACACAAGCCAAGGAAAUGCUUCAAGCCUCGCCUAUCUUAGCCAGCGCUAUCGACUGAGAACGUACCAGCACCACACGUCCCAUCGGGGUGCAGACGAUAUAGAUGCACUCUUAAUUAGCGCGAUUAAGAAUGACUCUUAGCGCGAUUAAUUGUGCUGGUACCAUUGAUCCAUUAUUCAAUCGCCGCAUGCAUGUACAGAUUGACACGCACAUCGCUUGCUUUCUUGUAUAUAACCACAUAUGUACAGGCCGGGGUGCCAUGUUGCCUGCAAAGCUCUGUAAUCCGGCCAGCUGCCGCGCUGCUCUUACCUUGCUUCCAAUGCUUGCACAAACAAUGGGCACUACUACAACUCCCGUAGCAGCCGCCGGCAUUGAUCCCUGCAACCGCGGGCACCUCAUCAAGGUCAAGCAAACCAUGCUGCGGCGGCUCCUCGUCCUCACCGUCGCCACGAUCCUGAUCGGCCCCGCCGUCGCGAGCCCGCCGCCGGACCCCGUUCAGUGCUCGUCCGGCGGCAACGACGGCGGCUGCACCGUGUCCAGCGCCUACGGCGUGUUCCCGGACCGCUCCACGUGCCGCGCCGCCGCCGUCGCGUACCCGUCCACGGAGGGCGAGCUGGUGCGCGCCGUGGCGCGCGCCGUCGCGUCGGGGACCAAGAUGAAGGUGACCACACGGUACUCCCACAGCAUCCCGCAGCUGGCGUGCCCCGGGAGCGGCGGCGGCGAGGGCCUCGCCAUCAGCACGCGGCGGCUCGACCGCGUCGUGUCCGUGGACGCCGCGCGGGGGCGGAUGGCGGUGGAGAGCGGCCUCACGCUGCGGGACCUCGUCGCGGAGGCGGCCAGGGCCGGGCUCGCGCUGCCCUACGCGCCCUACUGGUGGGGGCUCACCGUCGGCGGCAUGCUCGGAACGGGCGCCCACGGGAGCUCCCUCUGGGGCAACGGCAGCGCCGUGCACGAGUACGUCGUCGGGAUGCGCAUCGUCACGCCGGCGCCCGCCGAGGAGGGGUACGCCAAGGUGCGCGUGCUCGCCGAGGGCGACCCGGUGCUCGACGCCGCCAAGGUCUCCCUCGGCGUCCUCGGCGUCAUCUCUCAGGUGACGCUGCAACUACAACCCUUGUUCAAACGCUCGGUGACGUUCGACGAGCGGGACGACGGCGACCUGGAGGAGCAGCUGGCGAAGUUCGGGUACCAGCACGAGUUCGCCGACAUCGCCUGGUACCCCGGGCACCGCCGGGCGGUAUACCGCAUCGACGACCGUCUCCCGCUGAGCGCCCCCGGCGACGGCGUCCUCGACUUCAUCGGCUUCCGCGCCACCCCGACGCUGGGCAUCCAGGCCAACCGUCUCGCCGAGGACCUCCUCGAGCGCGCCGGCAACGGCACCGGCAAGUGCGUGGCGUCGCGGCUGACCCACGCGGCGCUGUCGGUGGCCGGCUACGGCCUGAUGCGGCGGAGCGGCGGGGUGUUCACGGGGUACCCCGUGGUGGGGCCCCAGCACCGGAUGCAGGCCUCCGGCGGGUGCGUGGCGGGGCCCGAGGACGCGCUGCUGACGGCGUGCCCCUGGGACCCGCGCGUCCGGGCCAGCAGCUUCUUCCACCAGACCACCUUCAGCCUGCCCCUGGCCCGCGCCGCCGCGUUCGUCGCCGACGUGCGCCGCCUGCGGGAACUCAACCCCAGGGCGCUCUGCGGCGUCGAGCUCUACGACGGCAUCCUCAUGCGCUACGUCAAGGCGUCCACGGCGCACCUCGGCAAGCCCCCGUCCGCCGGCUCCGGCGGCGGCGACAUGGUGGACUUCGACAUGACCUACUACCGCAGCCGCGACCCCCGGCGGGCGCGGCUGUUCGAGGACGUGAUGGAGGAGAUCGAGCAGAUGGGCAUCUUCAAGUACGGCGGGCUGCCGCACUGGGGCAAGAACCGGAACCUGGCCUUCGCCGGCGCUGCGGCCAAGUACCCCGGCAUGGCGGAGUUCCUGCGCGUCAAGGACGCCUACGACCCCGACGGGCUCUUCUCCAGCGACUGGAGCGACGUGGUGCUCGGCGUCGGCGGCGGGUCGCCGACGAGGGACGCGCCCGGGUGCGCGCUGGAGGGGAUGUGCGUGUGCUCGCGGGACGAGCACUGCGCGCCGGAGCAGGGGUACGUCUGCCGCCCCGGCAAGGUGUACAAGGAAGCCAGGGUCUGCACCAAGGUCUCGUCGUAGGUGCAAUUGGUUAGGCGCGCACGUCUGGAAAUUCGAUUUUCUAGAAAUUUGGAAACUGACGAGGCAGAAUAAUUCUCCCGGGAAUUCGGUCAUUUUCUCCACGAUUCCCAGCAGAAUUCAGUUGCCUACUACUACUACUAUAUAUGAAGUUCAAUUAUGAUUCAAAGUCA